AUGUCUUCUACAGAGCAGAGAUCGUUCCUGGAACAGCUAGUAGCUCAUGUUGCGUUGCCUCGCAAAUUGCCCGGGAGCGAAGAUCGAAAUUUGUUUCGCAUAGAAGGAGCGAUCUCGACGCGCUUUUUGAACGCUGGCGUAAGACUUUUACACCAUGUGCUACCAGAUCAUCUACCUCACAUCAAUGGACUCAGAAAAUCACUUUCAGCCUGCACGACCCUCAAUAUCGAUGGCACUGUCACACGAGUGGCUCUGUUGAGAGAAUUUCAUGAAUUGGGAGGGCGAAAGAUGCUCGUUCUAUACAUUGCAAAUCAGAACUGCGCUGUGCUUGUUUAUGUCGUCGAUUCUGACUCUGGAGAACGCAGAGUCAUUUUCGAAGCGUUCGAGACAUCGGCAACAUCUGAACAUGUACUAGCAUCACCGGCGGCUUUACUUUGGGAUUUUCCUGGGUGCGCUGUUUCUGUACCAUGGACGAUCUUCUCGAUCGGAUCGUUUCAGGAAGCUUUGGCAAUCUUCCUAGAGCAAGCAAGUACGGAGCGCGUUUCUAAAUUCGCUGCUGUGACCCGCAAAGCAUCGGCCAUGAUACCGGAGAUCCGAAACACAAGCGAUCCAGCUUUGAUAUCAGGGUUGCUGAUGACAAUAUUGGAAGGCCAUGGCACAGCAGAAUCAGUCCCAGUGCUACGCAAGCGUGUUCGUGACAGCGUUUUAUUCGAUGAUGCUCGGAAGCCUUGGAGAAGGUCUGCCUUCUAUCUUGCAAUCAGGGUUGCUGUGCAGAGAUACUUGUACAGGCAGCUAGGGCCAAUCAUCGGAAGGGUAUAUUACAAAGUCUUCAUCUGUAUACUGCUUGAAGAGCUUUUGGAGGACGCGCUCCAUCGAGUGUCUCCGGAAAUAGCCCAUCACUUACGACAAAAGCUGGGUCGCCGUCUUGCCAAGUUGGAGUCGGACGCCAGCUCGUCUGACUCGACGACGAAGAUCACAUACUCAAACCUUAUGCGUGCUCUGAAAGGCAACUUCGAGGCCACGUUGAGAUCGACUGGUGCGCUUCUGAAAAACAGAUGGCAGAGUUACUUACAGUCGCGCGAGCCUAUGUUACCAACUCUGCGGCUACGAGCAUAUGAUACCGAAUUCCAUCUAUGCCUGCGAAACAGUGGCAGCAAGCUCAGAUCAAUGAGGGUUUCUAGCGUCAACGUAUCCAGGGAUCAGACCAUCUCGCCUUUGACACUCUUGCUUGCGUAUGAGGAGACUUUGGUCACCGCGAAGCCGUAUAUGCAAGCUCUUUUACUUCACAUGAAGACUUAUGAGCAUUUGGAACGCGUAGUCGUACCUGCUAAGCGGUCAGCAGCACCUUUUGGUCUUUUGCGUCGUGUUGAGUUAGGCGAAGUCAUUCAUGACAUCCUCACCAAGAUCAGUGCGACAGAUGCUGAUUACCCAAACCAGAGAAGUCAAAUGCUGCUUCAUAUGAUGGAAUUGUGGAUCAUAUUAGACAAAGUCAUGGUCACUGCCUACCCACUGCUUGAGGAAUACCAUCCAGGUUUCGAUCCAGACAUUCUCGACCCGAUUCAACUGUUCACUGCCACAGAUAUGCAACGUGCGCAAGAUGUGCGGGCGUAUCUUACAAAGCGAUAUCGCUCACGAUCCGGCACAGUCAGUAAGACCAUAUUUGAUGACCCUGCAGACGACUGCUUCGCAGUGCAGUACUAUGAUAGAUUUGACAUGGGAUCCGAACUUUCGGCAAUGCGAGAAGAAAUCGAAGAAAUUACAGCCACUCUCCACGCAGCCAAGCUGGAAGAGUGGAACUUUAAGAGCCAGUGCCAUGAAAAGCUGAUCGAGCAGCGCAAUGAGGCACGAUGCAUCUAUGAUGCUUUCAACACAUGGGAUGGAGGGCAAGAAUACCGACAUCGAAAGCCCUGUGCCUGGCAUGACCUGAACGCCGAGGCGAAAAAUAUGAGUAUCCAAAUCUUUGAGGAUCCACUCCCAAAUUACGAGCCAGCGGUGAAGGCAGUCUUGUUCGAAAUUUUAUGCCCAGAAGACUUUGCAGCCUACCGAGACGCUACUUGGAAGAUCCUAUCUAUGCUGUGUUUUGAAUCGAUUGAUAGCCCCGAUCGCGUCUCCCUCGUCCGUGAGUAUUCGCAACUGCGGUCUUAUACCAAUAACACGGAGUGUAAAAUUACACUCGGAUCUUACAAGAAAGCUCAUUUGGAAUCGCAUUAUGCGACUUCUGGGUUUCCUAUUCGACUGGACGAUGUUUUGCGUACUUGUGGAUUGAGACCAAGGUACUACGACACUCUUGGCAAUGUCUGGACAGGCAGUCAUGGCAAAGCCUCACUCUGGCACCACUUUCCACUGAAUUUACCAGCAGAAUCGCCUUACCAACGCCUUAACUUGUCAUAUCGCGACUGGCCUUCAUCCAAUACAAUCCAGGCGAAUCAGGUCAAUUGUCCGGAAGGUCUUAGCGUCCAUGAGUUCGCGGCAUGGCAAGGCCUAUUCGUCGGCGUCCAUUCUCGAUGGCCAGACCUCCUACGCGAACUAGGAUCUACUAAUCUCAACUUUUCUUCCACAUCUACAUGUGUCUUGGUACUUCGUUUAGUAUCUCAGCAGGGUCCAGCAAGCACCUGUGGUGACGGCUACACCGAUGUCCAUGACGCGUUACUGGACGAAACUCUCUGUACGAAGCUAUUUGAUCAAAUUCGAUAUAGGCUAGAGGCCAUACAGCGGAACUGGCGAGAGCCUGUACAAAUGAACCUUCUCAUCACAAUACUGCUUCGGGUUGUGGCUCUCACUCAGUCCGAAGUGAUACGCAAAGUUGGUGAGAAUCUUUUGGCAUACGCACGACAGAUCACCAACAAUUGGAGAGCGGAACUGCACUCGAUCGUGACAGAAGAUCCGAAGCUAUACCAGUCCGCAAUAUGGGCAUCGCUGUUGUGCAAGCAGACAAUGCAUACUCAGAGUCCAUCGCUUUCUCCAGGAAGCCUUCGCCAGUUCAUCGAUGCUUCUAUAGCUCUGCAGUAUAACCUGACCGGUGCCUUCCGAUCAAUGCCCCAACAAGUGCGCAGUUUGCUUGUGCAAGAUAUCAUUUUCUCUUACGAAAUGCGCCACGAAUUGAAGCAGGCUAUACUCACCAAUACUCAAACACUUGUCGAUGCAAUUGAUGCACUGUGGCAGAUACCAAAAGACCACCAAGUUUCUACGAGACAUGUAGCGGGUACGUGGUGGAUUCUCGUGGAAGUGGCAUCGGAGAAUUAUCAUAACAAACACUACCUUCACUACAACUACCUUCAUGGAAACCUGCUUAUAAAUGGCAAGGAGAUGGGAACACUGCCUCUAGAAAUCCGCGCCCACAAACAUUACCACCGCUUGUUUGGUCAUCGGAACCCUACAGUGUUUCCAUCUCAUCUACAGGGAAUGUCGUUCACAUUGUCAGAUACACACAAGAACGGACACCGUGUACACUUUGGUUUUCGCAAAGGCGAAUUGGUGAUACGCGUGUUUUAUCGCAAUCGACUACUGGAGUACGUUCCUUAUGAGGCAUUUGGCGAAGAUGAUGAAUCGCUUGACCUACCGAAGCCUCUGAUUGAAGGUUGUUUUCACUGGAUCGACGUUCACAAUGGAAAUGUGCAAGGUCGCUGUUCAGACCCGUGGGUCUCGCGACCAGGAGAUUGGUGGUUGAUUUGGCAUCCAUCGGGUCACUAUCGGGCGAUCCGGCGUCUGGGAAAAGCAGGAGAGGUCACUUUACUAGAGCCUCUAAGUGACAUGGCUCAGAGUAUAGCCCGAAUCUUCCAUUAUUUUGAGCAAGCAUCUCACAUUGUGGUACAUGCGUCGACGCAACGAGCCGGGGAAGUUGUAGCAGAACUCAAGCGAUUGGAACUCAUUUUCAACAUCAAUCGAGAUGGCCUGCUGGAAUCUCAACGUCUAGGCGAAAUCGUCAUGAAGAAUCAGGACGCUGGAACUUGGUAUGGGCUUAAGAGCAAAAUCGUCAUUCAAUCCAAAGUCAAUCGCCGUCAAAAGAGUAUUUUGAUACCGAUGGGCCCUAUCAAGGUCAUGAAGGACCAGUACCAUGUGGCAGUCGAAAUUGAGAUGACAUCGGGUACAUACCUCAAAUUUGGUUUGAAUGAGACUCUGGGUCGUGUGGAAUGUCCGCCUGAACCGAAACUUUUGUACACUAAAGCCCUCUUUCAUGCAUACACAUCGCAUUUUGUUCCGGACAGACUCACCGGACGUACUGGGACGGAAGAGGCACUAUACCUUCUCCAGACCGGAUGUUAUCGACCCUGGCAGCCAUUGAAAGAUCAGGAAAUCGCAACUUUGCUACGUCUGGCAAAGCUUUCCCCUCAGCGAGGAUAUUACCCAAGAGAUCUGAAGUGUAUGGAGACCGUUGUUUGGAAGCCAGAACUCACAGUCUACAUGCAAGAUGACCGAUAUCGAGCUCUUGUUUUGAGGAUUUUGCGACGGUCCUCACAUCUCUCAGAAUUCUAUGGGGAUCAACGACGUUCACAUCAAAUCGAUCUACCUCCUAGCAAUCUCCAUCUAGCUGGGAGAUCACUAUCCCUGUCCAACAUAACCAAAUCGAACAUAGGCAAUGAUGAGCGGUACUUUUCACGCGACUCUCGGACUUCAGGGCUCAGACGUUCAAAUAUCAUCACUUUGAUCAUGCAGCUUCUGUCAUGGCAAGUGUUGCCAUCCGAAGAAACCACGUUGUCAUCACUACUCCACAACGCCCACUUCGUUGGUGGCUACGACAAAUACUUUCGGAAACCCUUGUUGACUGAUCAGAUCGGAGUCGACAUCAAGGCAGAGUGGGGUGCUCUUACCCGAAAAGCACUUGAUUGCGGUAGUGAGGAUCGAUUUGGGCUCAUCUUUCUCUUUAGUGCCAUGGCUUUCUCGGAGGAUGCCAACUUGGCUUUGAUCCGUAUGCUUAUCUGCUUCGCCAUAAUACCAGAUCUACGGGGUCUCGAUCUCCCCAAACAUCCUGGAUACCACCACUUUCGUCUUGAUGGCGCACCGCCAGUCUCUUAUCUUGUUUCUCUUUUGAAAAUGAGGAUGCCCUUCAUGGAAACAGGGUUCAGAAAUCACUCGCAACUACUCACCGCUCAGGCCACUCACGAAUCAGAGAUCGAGAGGAUUUGUGCUCCUUUGGCCAAAUCCAUUCUUCGGCAGUGGCCCAAUACAAGUAUUAAUCGCGCAGAACUUGAUUUCGGUGACUCCAACCAGAUAGUCAUCGUCAAAGCUAUUGAGGAUAUUGAACCGGAGUGGGAGCGCCUCACACGAAACCACGAACUUGGCCUUUAUUUUGAAAAAGUUCAAGAAAUCAUAUGGCGUCACGCGGCUAAAUCACCAAACGAUAAUGGACUGUCAGAGCUAAAAUUGACUAUAGACGUCGAGCCAGAGCCUGGAAUUCGUUUCCCACUGAGAGACAAGCGAGAUGACGACAUGUUGUUAUCGGAUCUUUUGCGGAACACAAUGUGUCAUCAGCGAUCGUCCGCGAUGCUAUCAACACCGGUACUACCAGCAGGGUCCCACAGUAGUGCUUUGGCCACAAGGGCAAUCAAUAUCCCAGUGCAUUUCACUGGGCCCCUGAAUGUCCAGCAGAGCCAACCAACUUGUCACACCACACGCAACUUCAAGUCCUCGAAGACAACGAAGACAUGUUCACCAGAGAUCAAAAAGCUUAGAUCAAUCGCAGCUGAACUCAAGAAUUCGACAUCGUUCAUCCAAGGUCGAUAUGCAAAGGAACUUGAUACUAGUAUCACGGCUCUCGAGCAACACCUGGUGAGCAGUAAUGACCAGAACUAUAUUGUACACCCUCGUGUCGGUCCAUAUGAAAUAAGGGUAGCAAAAGACCGCGUAUGGACAAUUGCAAACAGUGUACGUGACAGCCUGCAAGCUACAUACCCACAAGCACACUGGCUUCAGCUUGUGGACCUAUGGCCAAAGACAACGAUUGUAGAACUCCUUUCUCAAUUGCGAAGCACAUCAGGAACAAAUUUCGGUAACGGGACUAAGGAAGUACUUGUGGAGCUGGGAGUUGCAAUUACCCAGUUGCAACGUUUCCUGCGAUUACAAGACGCUCAAAAACGAGGAAUAGUCCAGCAAGAACAGGCGGAGUGGACCAAUGAUGGUCAUACUAAUUGGGAAGCUCUUGAAUUUCCCGAUUGGCUCCUAAUUGAGAUCGAUGGUAAUCACCUACUUCGCAAGGAGCAAGUUCAGGUGGCUUUAGCGACAAUGAAUCCAGAUUCGGGUCAAAACUCUGUGCUCCAGCUUCUGAUGGGCAAGGGAAAGACAUCGUGCAUCUUACCUAUGGUUGCUGCCAUGCUCGCCACUCAAACCGAUCUCGUGCGGAUCGUAGUUCCUCGGGCCCUCUUACUACAGUCUGCACAAGUUCUGCAAGCCAAGCUUGGUGGCCUAGCGAACCGUGAUAUUCUGCAUAUACCCUUCUCCCGCAAGACACCUACAGACCGGAAGUUGAUGCAACUUUAUGAGAAGAUGCAAGCUCAGAUGAUGAACCGUUGCGGAGUUAUGCUUGCCUUGCCGGAGCACAUCCUCUCUUUCAAGCUCAGCGGACUCCAGCAGCUCUGUGACAAUCGAUUAGAGCAAGCAUCGGCUAUGAUCAAAAUUCAGGAUUGGCUCGAUCAACACGCGAGGGAUGUUCUCGAUGAAUGCGAUGUCUCUCUGGCAAUCAAGACUCAGCUCAUCUACCCAUCGGGAACUCAGAGUACUGUUGAUGGCCAUCCAAUGCGAUGGCAGGUAGCACAAAUCUUGCUCCAUCUCGUCAAAGAUCACGUUCUCGCUGUCCAGAACCGCUAUCCCCGCAGUAUCGAGAUCGUGAAGCGCGGUGUCGACGGGUUCCCUUUGAUUUACUUCCUUCGCAAAGAUGCCGAGGACUAUCUUUUGGAGCUGUUGGUAACGAUCAUUUGCAGAGGUCAAACGCCAUCUAUCCUCCCCUGUGCCGAGUACCCUCUUGUGAUUACAGCAGGGGUUAAGACAUACAUUAAAAGUCCAAUGGUGUCUAAUGAAACAAUCUCUAUGGUUGCUUCUUUCCUACAAGACAAACCCAAUCAGAUGAGAACAGUCAAUCUUCUCAGAGGAAUAUUUGUUCAUCGCAUACUGUUAGCUACCCUGAAGAAGAGAUGGAACGUUCAGUAUGGUCUACAUCCCACACGAGCUCCAGUCGCAGUACCUUUUCUUGCGAAGAGUGUGGCAUCACCCACGGCCGAAUGGGGCCACCCUGAUGUCGCCAUACUGCUGACAUGCUUGUCGUUCUAUUAUCAAGGUGUCACUCGGGCGCAAUUCAAGCAAGCGUUUGAACAUCUGACGAAGAUUGAUGAGCCAAGUGUUGAAUAUGAGAAGUGGUUCCCCAAGGGUUUGGACAUACCUAACGAGCUUGAAGAUUUCACUGCCAUUAACGCGGAAGACACGCGACAACUCGAAGAUCUAUAUAUUUCAGUUCGUUCGAACGCGUUCCUCGUUGACUUCUACCUGAACAACUUUGUAUUUCCGAAGUAUGCGAAGACAUUCAAACUAAAGUUACAAGCGUCUGGCUGGAAUCUGUUUCCUUCUUUGUCAAUCCAAGAUCGGCGUUGUCGGGUCACAGGGUUUUCAGGCACGAAUGAUUCUAGACAUCAACUACCAGCGUUAAUCAAACAAGCCGACCUUCCGCAGCUAGCUCAUACUAAUGCAGAAGUACCCUUCUACCUUCUGGCGCCCCGAAAUUCUUCGUACGUACGCAUGGUUCACUCUCCAAGUGAGAAGCGCUGGACAGAGCUUGAUCUUUUAUAUCGACUUGCCCACUCAUUUAGAUACGGGCAUGGUUUCUCUAGUCAGCCAGGCAGGAUUAGAGUCCUGAUUGACGCGGGUGCGCAGAUUCUGGAACAUUCGAACGAAGACUUUGCCAAAGCUUGGCUUGCGAUAGAUACUGAAGCCGCGGCUGCUGUCUACUUCGACGAUGAGCAUCGUGCUUGGGCAUUAUCUCGUCUCGGAAACAAGCGCGUUCCGCUAUUAGCAUCUCCCUUCGCCGAUAACCUAGAGCUUUGUGUAGUGUACCUAGACGAGGCACACUGCCGAGGGACCGAUUUGAAGCUACCUGUCAACGCGAGGGCUGCGUUGACUCUAGGUCAGAACCUCACUAAGGAUGCGAUGGUACAGGCUAGCAUGCGCCUUCGACUGCUAGGACAGACCCAAUCGAUUAUGUUCUUUUCCCCGCUCGAGGUACACCAAGGUAUCUUGGAUUGUCUACAAGAGAGCCAGGCUUACCAACCGCAAUCGGCCGAUGUAUUGCGCUGGGUGUUCAGUCAAACCUGCGACGCGAUUGAGCAGUUGGAGCCAUCUUUCUUUGCCCAGACAUCGCAGUACAUGUUUCAGGAACAAGCAAGGGUUGACUAUCCGCACUAUCUUGAAGACUCUCAAGAGCGACAGGCAUUUCUGGAAGCUGUUCGACUUAAAGAAUCACUCUCGCUCAAACAGCUCUACGAACCUAAGCGCAACCGUGGACUCGGCCGCACAGAAAAACAAUGGACAGGUUCGCUACAAGGUAUUGCAGUAGAGUUAAAGCGUCGUAAGAAGCACUUCCAAGAUCGCGGUACAGCUGUCCACGCCUCAGCAUUGGAAGAAGUAGAAAUUGAGCAGGAGCGUGAAGCUGAGCGUGAAGUGGAGAUUGAAGUGGAAAACGUUCGUGAGGUCCAACAGGCCAUCCACUUGACGGCAUUGAAGGUCAAGGAUCUGCACGAAGAUGUUAAGCAUUUUGCGGUAUUUGGCAGACUGGUAGCAGGCAGUGAUGCUUACAAACCAUUGUUUGCGGUCCUCGCUCAGACAGCGUUGGGACUUAAGCACGCCGUCAAUGUCGCGAUGAAAUCGAAGCUCUGGAUUUCCGCGCAGUUCACUCGGACGGUCGAAAGUUACACGCCCACCGACAAUUAUCUACGGGUGCCUCAGUGGGUCCUAUGGAGCUCUGUCAGCCAAAAUGCUCUCAUUGUGAGUCCUGAGGAAGCCAACCAACUCAUCCCGCUCCUGAGGGGAAGGAAGGCACGCGGCGCAGACGUGAAUGUGCACCUUAUCUCUUAUGCUGCUCCGGUCACUCGAAGGAUGCUACACUUCAAUCGCCUUGACUAUCACGCAACACCUCCUUUGCCCACCGACUUUGAGGCUCCACUCUGGCUCACAGUUGAGCUGGGUAUCUUCUCUGGCCGCUUGUAUCUAGAGUGGCGCGAGUAUCAUGAGCUGCUCAGUUAUCUAGGUUUAGAGAAGAAUCUGUCUGCCAGUGAGGACAGAGGAACCUUCGCAAAAAAACCUCUCACAUUCCUACAUGAGUGGCUCGCUCUCCGACGCAAGGGUCAAGACUUUGAACACACUCCUAUGGGCUUCGUCACCACGGGCAAACCACUCACAGAAAAUCACCCAUUCUUCCGCUCAUUCGCCGACAGUGCCGACUCCGAUAUCCGACAUCAAGUUGCACGUCACACUUCAGCUCCCGGAGAAGAGGCAGUGGAUGGGUCUGAUGAGGGUGAUCAGGAUGACGAGGAUUUCGUGCCUGUUGAAAAGCAUGAUGAUUCUGAGGAGAUUAGUGAUGAGGAGGUGUUCGUCGAUGCUUUGGAAACUUCAGAGUAG
Molecule: messenger RNA, 9597 nt
Organism: Plenodomus lingam JN3
Lineage: Eukaryota; Fungi; Ascomycota; Dothideomycetes; Pleosporales; Leptosphaeriaceae
Source: RefSeq, a predicted model, not a curated record